AUGCCCGCUCGUGAGGUUCUAAAGUAUCAGACUGAACUCAUUCAGACUGCGAAUGCUAUCUGCACUCCCGGUAAGGGGAUCUUGGCUGCUGAUGAGUCCACUGGUACCAUCAAGAAGCGUUUCGAUGCUGCUGGUAUCGAGAACACUGAGGAGCAUCGUGCUGCCUACAGAUCUCUUCUAUUUACUGCACCUGAUGCUGGCAAGUACAUAUCUGGCUCCAUUCUAUUCGAGGAGACUCUUUUCCAGAAGAAUGCUGAAGGUAUCCCGAUGGUCGACUUGCUUAAGAAGCAGGGUAUUAUUCCCGGCAUCAAGGUCGAUAAGGGACUUGUCCAGCUCGCUGGUACCGAUGGUGAGACUGCCACUCAGGGACUUGAUGGUCUUGCUGAGCGUUGCCAGAAGUAUUACGAACAGGGUGCUCGCUUCGCCAAGUGGAGAGCUGUUCUGAAGAUUGACGAAGCCAAGCAGAUGCCUUCUCAGCUCUCCAUCGAGGAGACUGCGCACACUCUUGCUCGUUACGCGUCUAUCUGCCAGGCCAACGGUCUUGUUCCUAUCGUCGAGCCCGAGACAUUGAUGGAUGGUGAUCAUACUAUUGAGACUUGUGCCUAUUACACUGAAAAGGCUUUAUCCGCUUUGUUCAAGGCUCUUAGCGAUCAGCAUGUUCUUCUCGAGGGUUGCCUCCUCAAACCUAACAUGGUUACUGCUGGUGUUGACUGCCCUGUGCGCCCCACCCCUGAGAAGAUCGCUGAAUUGACUGUCCGCACUCUUGCUCGUACUGUCCCUCCGGCUCUUGCAGGAGUUGCCUUCCUUUCUGGUGGUCAGAGCGAGGAGGAGGCUUCCGUCAAUCUGUCCGCUAUGAACGCACUCCCUAACGAGCGUCGCCCAUGGUCUCUCACUUUCUCGUUCGGUCGCGCUCUCCAGGCCAGUGCCAUCAAGACUUGGUCUGGUAAGGAGGAGAACACCAGGGCUGCUCAGGAAGCUUUCCUUGUUCGUGCCAAGGCUAACCAUGAGGCCCGUCUCGGCAAAUAUCAUAGUUCUGGUGACAAGUCUGCUGAUAAGUCUCUGUAUGUGAAGAACUAUGUCUACUAA
Perkinsus marinus ATCC 50983 is the source of this 1086-nucleotide messenger RNA. Its product is annotated as fructose-1,6-bisphosphate aldolase, putative. Gene Ontology annotation, cellular component: cytosol. Gene Ontology annotation, biological process: fructose 1,6-bisphosphate metabolic process; glycolytic process. The record is from RefSeq and is a predicted model, not a curated record. Lineage: Eukaryota; Perkinsozoa; Perkinsida; Perkinsidae. Bases 1 to 1086 code for a protein of 361 amino acids. Gene Ontology annotation, molecular function: fructose-bisphosphate aldolase activity. The transcript has a single exon.